CGACCUGUCAUGCUGCACUGACAUUUACCGGGUUAAAGUGUCAAAUAGUUGGAGAUAAUGAUACACAAAUUGCUCUGUUUUAUUAAAUUUUAUUAAAUGUGAUCACGUGUUUGGAUAAGAUGUGGAAAAACGCCAGAAGGCUCUCGACCAUGACAUGCUGGAAACUCUCCUUCCAUGGCGUCCAGCUGACUGUGAAACCCCAGGUGAGAUGUAUCUCGCAGGGUGUGUUCAGGAGGGACUCGACACCCCGACCUGCUCGCUCUCUCAGGUCCAGGUGUGUCCCGUUCCUGUCCGGUUUGUACCUGCAGCCGUGCGGCGUGAGGCCCGUGAGCUCGUCCGGAUCCGGGUGGUACGAGAGCGUGGCGGAUUCUGCUCCCGUCCACUUCACCGAACAGCUUCUGAUCUCCAGCCAGCAGAUGACGGCGCUGCCAUGGUGGGCGGGGAUCGUCUGCACGACACUGGCACUGCGCACCGUCGUCACUCUGCCGCUCGCCGUCUACCAGGCCGUCAUCAUCGCAAAGAUUGAAGCCUUGCAGAAGGAAAUAGCCGAGUUAGCACAACGGCUACGCUACGAGAUUUCCAUCAGAGCCAAGGAGAAGGGCUGGUCUGAGAAAGCGUGCAGGUACCAUUUUAAGAAGAACCUGCGGCGGAUCGUGUCCGAGCUGUACGUGAGGGACAACUGCCACCCGUUCAAGGCCAGUGUGCUGGUGUGGGUGCAGGUGCCCAUGUGGGUGUUCGUCUCUCUCGCCCUGCGGAACAUCAGCGUGGGAUUGGAACACGUCCCGUCGGGAUUGCAGCAAGAGCUGGCAGCAGGUGGCGCUCUCUGGUUUCCAGACCUCACGGUACCGGACUCAACCUGGAUCAUCCCCGUGUCUCUGGGCCUCAUCAACCUGCUCAUUACCGAGGUCUACGCCUUGAGCAAGCUCGAACAGUCAAAGUUCCAGAAAUACGUGACCAACUUCAUCAGAGGAAUCUCUCUGGUUAUGAUUCCUUUAGCUGCCACCGUGCCUUCUUCCAUGGCGCUGUACUGGCUCAGCUCCAGCUGCAUCGGUCUGGGUCACAACCUCCUCCUGCGUUCUCCACGUUUCCGAUCUCUCUGCCGAAUCCCUCCAUCACACUCGGACUCUCACACACCCUACAGGGACGUUGCUGCUGCCUUCCGGAACAAAUACAUGAAAUAAUUAUUGAUAAACUCACUCAAGAUUGGUCAGGUUCAGCAGAACCACCAAUCUCGAGUGCACACCAUCUGCAAAAGACAGUCCACCAUCUGUCUUUUCUUCUCGAGGUCACUGUGGAGGAUGUUUGUAAAAAGCGAACGAUAAACAUGAAGACUGAAGUGUUUCUGGAAUGUACAGUUUUGGUGUUGAGGUAGAAAUAUUUAUCAAGGACUCCGAAACCAUUCUGGGAACUUUGUGGAGGAGGAAGCGUUCUUCUCUUCAUGUCUUCACAGGUCUCCUCCUUCAUCUGCUGGAGUCGUGAAUCCUGUCUGUGGAAAAGGACUUUAAAAAGCUAAAACUUCUCUGUCUCGCUCUCUUUUUUUUUUUUUUUUUUUUUUUUUUUUUUUUUAGAUCUGAGUUUUGAUUCUAAAUUUUAUCAAAUCUUUUCAGACUGCUGACAUUUUGCAUUUUUGAGGAAUGGAGAAUUUGUGAGAAAAAAAAUACAAAAUAACGCAAAAGUGGUUUGGUUUUUCAAGAUUAGGAUCUUGAUGUCAUAAGAUGUUUGUGUCCUUUGCGAUAUUUAAAGACGCAUCCCAUAAAUCAUGGCUGGAACAAUCCCACCCUCCGUCAUCUGUGGAACUUUUCACACUUGCGUUAUUUUCAAAUUGAAUCCAAAAUUCAGUUCAUUGUUGAAUUGAAAUCGUAAACACUGAAGCGUGAAAUUCAUUUUCAGAUGUGAAAGUUGUGAUUUUUCCUGGUUUCGAGUCGCAGAGGAAGUUUGUACGGAUGAGUUCGGAGGUCGUGAUGAUGACGUGGUGUGUUGCUGCUGAAGUUUCAUCAUUCUGAGGUGAGCGCGCUCGUCUCGAAGAAAACAUCAUGGUGGUUCCUCCAGGGAAUAAUCAUGACCUUUGAACUCGUCUUCACAAACUGUUCAGGAAGGCAGCAUGGCAGUGUGAGAGAACUUUCCGUGGGUUGUUUGUUUUGGAUUAUAAUUGACAAUAAAUACAUU
This is a messenger RNA of Neoarius graeffei (lesser salmon catfish), 2166 nucleotides long. RefSeq names its product cytochrome c oxidase assembly protein COX18, mitochondrial. The transcript is spliced from 7 exons. Gene Ontology annotation, cellular component: mitochondrial inner membrane. NCBI's taxonomy places the organism in Eukaryota, Metazoa, Chordata, Actinopteri, Siluriformes, Ariidae. Gene Ontology annotation, biological process: mitochondrial respiratory chain complex IV assembly; protein insertion into mitochondrial inner membrane from matrix. The record is from RefSeq and is a predicted model, not a curated record. Gene Ontology annotation, molecular function: membrane insertase activity. Bases 120 to 1181 code for a protein of 353 amino acids.